AUGCGGAACUGUAACUAUUUUUCUGUGAUUCUGUUUAUAUGGGUUUCGGGUUUAGCAGAAAAAAAAAUCAAAAAUUGGUAUUUUCCAGUCAAUGCCUCUGUGGAUCGAGAACAUUUAAUCAAACUAGCAUGUGCCAGAAAUCCCGACCUGGAAAUGUGUGAGCAAUUAAAAGCAAGAAGUGCCAGAGAAUCAUCAACUACACAUACAAAUUCCAAAAAAGAUGGAGUAUUGGAAAUGGUCGAACCUCCACCAUUACCUCCGAAUAUGAAAUCAGCGAAACGAAGAGAAAUUAGGCCGGCUGCACAUGAUGAGGAACAUAGACCUGUGGGUGUGGCGCCGCUACCGACUGAGCCACGCGGGCAAAGAGAAAGCGCACGCCCGAUUGCAUACAUAAAGGCGAGGACGACAGAUGUACGCAGAGUGACAUUAAGCGUUCGCUACCGAGCCCUGAGUGCCGAAGAAGUGCGUAUUCUACAAACGAAAUGUGCGAGAGUGGGACCACUAGUUCAAAAGCACUGUCAACCGAAAAAGACGUCAGCCAGAAACGCGGGAAGAUGUGCAGCCUAUUUCAGAGAUUGUGCUCCGUUUAUUGAGAAAAGUGAUCCAUUGGCUUCGAUUGCAAAUUCCUUCGAUUCGGGGGUUAAUAUAAAUCUUGCAAAUGUAGAUGUGAAGGGUAUUCCAUAUUAUCCAGUAAAUGAAGAAGGAGCUGUUGGAGUUGGAUUGGGAUUGGGAAUUCCAUUUGGGUCAUGGGGAGGAGGUUUCUCGAAUUCUGUUGGUGUCAGAGACUAUUUCCAUGGAGACCAAGAAGUCGGAGCCAACUGGUACGAUGGAAUGUACGGAUAUAAGAAUCACUGGAACAUUCCAUUGGUGCAAUCCUUGGGUGUCGAAGGAGGUCAACACAAUACCGUAUCCUUCCCACUACACGGAAAAGACGCGGGAAAUUUGAAAGUGGAUAAUGGAUACGGAGUUGGAGGAUACUAUCAACAGAACGAUCACGUUGGAGUCAAUUAUAAAUCUGGAGAUGUGAAACACACAUUUGGAGUUAGCUCUCCGUUUGUUGGAGCCGGUUUUCAGACAGGACAAGCUGUUGCUUUUCCUGGCUUGGAUGUUUGGGAGCGUGCACUUGGAUGA
Molecule: messenger RNA, 1131 nt
Organism: Caenorhabditis briggsae
Lineage: Eukaryota; Metazoa; Nematoda; Chromadorea; Rhabditida; Rhabditidae
Exons: 8
Coding region: 1-1131 (376 amino acids)
Source: RefSeq, a predicted model, not a curated record